Toxorhynchites rutilus septentrionalis is the source of this 2076-nucleotide messenger RNA. Its product is annotated as fatty acid hydroxylase domain-containing protein 2-like. Gene Ontology annotation, molecular function: iron ion binding; C-4 methylsterol oxidase activity. Lineage: Eukaryota; Metazoa; Arthropoda; Insecta; Diptera; Culicidae. The record is from RefSeq and is a predicted model, not a curated record. The transcript is spliced from 4 exons. Gene Ontology annotation, biological process: sterol biosynthetic process. Bases 224 to 1273 code for a protein of 349 amino acids.
CGUUGUUUUCGUCAGUAUCGCUUUGUUGGUGGUCAAACGAGCAUCUGUCGUAAAGGCGUCAAAUAUAGAAUUUUCAUUUUUUGUCCUAAUACAUAGCGUAGAAAAGGAAAGAUUUGUCACCCAAAACCAUUUGAGAAUCCAGGACCAGAAUUCGUUCUUCGAAUAAAUCAACAAUUUUUGGAGGAGAGUUCAUCCAAACACGGUUUAACCCCUGAAGUUCACGAUGAUGGACGCAUCCGUUCGUGAGGGGGAAUCAGAACCUUCCCCACCUACGGCAACCAAACGUAAUGAGCAGCCGCAUGCUCCACUGGAGCCUCAGAACCCGAGAUUGCUCUCAUCACUGUACAGUUUUCUGGUCAUCGUAAGCUUCUUUCUGGUGGGGUUUGCUGCCUUCAGGAACACCCUAACAUGGCACCUGCAACGUUUCUGGGGUGCAUCGGGGGAUUUCUGGCAAGCCCAAUGGGAUCGCUUUAUCGAUUUUACGGGGGAAGACCCCGCCACUCUGUGGGUGCUGAGUACGACCCUCUUCACCAUGUUCGUGUACUGGUUCUUCGGAGGGAUCUACACCAUGUUUGACAUCACCUGCAAGCCGGCCUGUAUUCGUCGCUACAAAAUGCAACCAGGCACGAACGAGCCGGUCGACAGAACCCGACUGAUGAAGGUUAUCGCGACGGUGCUGAUGAAUCAAACCGUCAUCGGAGUUCCGAUGGCGGUCCUCAUGUACCAGGCGAUGCGUUUCCGUGGACUCAACGAUCUCCGGGAGCUACCAACCUUCCACUGGGUGCUGGCGGAGCUCGCCUUUUGCAUUUUCAUCGAGGAAAUUGGCUUCUACUAUGCGCACCGAUUGCUGCACAAUAAGUAUAUCUACAAGUACAUCCACAAGCAGCACCACGAGUGGACUGCACCGAUUGCCAUCACCGCCAUCUACUGCCAUCCGAUCGAGCACGUGUUCAGCAAUCUGGUGCCACCGUUUUUGGGGAUUUUCAUGCUCGGCAGCCAUGUGGCGGUCGCCUGGCUCUGGUUCACGCUGGUGAUUCUGUCGACGUUGAACGCCCACUCGGGGUACCAUUUGCCGUUCUUCCCCAGUCCGGAGGCGCACGAUUUUCACCACCUGAAAUUUAACCAAUGCUUCGGAAUACUCGGUGUGUUGGAUCGUCUACACGGAACGGACACCCUGUUCCGCAACACUAAGGCCUACGCCCGCCACAUCAUGAUGCUAAGCUUCAUCCCCGCUCGGGAAGCGUUUCCGGAACCGGCAAAAAAGGUGUUCUAAGUACGCUUCAACUGGCGGAUUCAUCCAAACACAGUGUCCACAGUAUUGAUAUUGCCCAUAUUGCAUUGAUUGAUGGAUGGUUCGUUGAUUCUCGUCAGAGGUUUGGUUUGCAUCGAAGCAAGAUGUGUCGAGAGGAACGAAAAAAAAGAAAACAGAAAGUCCAUGCAAUUUAGAGGCUCUCGACUUAGAUACCCCUUAGAUUGUGUAGUUGAAAACCUGAUACAUCAUAACAUACCAACAAAUAAAAAACCACCAGCAGCGACAGCAGCAGCAGCAGUAGCUAAUCCGUUUGUGUUUUGCACCGACUAGCAAAUGUUAUACAUGGAACAAAAUAUGGUAUCUUCACUCAACUAGGAACUCAUUCCACAGACCUAUCGGGAAACCAGCACACGAACGCGUAAUGAAGGCACAUUUUUGCACCUACUAUUUGGCUGAACACACCACAAGACUGUGAUUGCGAAGCAAGAAGGCGCCUAUCUUUACACACACCGUCAGAGGGAGAAAAACGAGAAUGAACUACACAAUAACAUACGAACACACGUUCAUACUCAGUAAGUACCGUUUUUCCGGCAAUUCAUAUGAGCUGACCGCUAAACUAUUUUAGAUACAUUGAUUUAAAGAGGCGUUCAAUUCGUCUCUAACCAUUUUCAUCUCGAUGGGAUUCUACUGAACAACGUACAUACACACAUACAGAACAUACUUUCUAUAUAAAUAUAUAUAUAUAUUGAUAUAUUUUCAAUGGAUUUAGAGUACGAAUAUAUAAGAAUAAUCUUCUCAGUGUAAGAAAUUUCCAUUACCGGAAA